This is a messenger RNA of Glossina fuscipes, 9523 nucleotides long. RefSeq lists its product as uncharacterized. The coding region runs from base 826 to 7644 and encodes 2272 amino acids. Gene Ontology annotation, molecular function: microtubule binding. The transcript is spliced from 11 exons. Lineage: Eukaryota; Metazoa; Arthropoda; Insecta; Diptera; Glossinidae. The record is from RefSeq and is a predicted model, not a curated record. Gene Ontology annotation, cellular component: nucleus; cytoplasm.
UAAAACCUUAGUUAAGUUUUGAUUUUAAAUAUUAUAAAUAUUUCGAGAAAGAAGCAAGGAAUAAAUGAAAAAAGUCAAUACUCCAUCCAGAGCAUUUGUGGGUCAUUUCAUAAAAACUGAAUUCAGCAAUUGCAGCGGAAAACAACCCCGUUUUUGUCAGCAACAAGAAUUAGGAGACGCGCAUGUCAUGCCUUACCGUUAUUAUAAAUUCCUAUGCAUUUACUGUUUGCUAUUAUUCGAAAUUUUCUCGAAAUUUGCUCUUAGUAAGUGAGUCGCGUUAGUUUCGUAAACAUCGGUGAACGAAUAUCGUGAUUUAAUAAAAGUGAUUGAAAGUAAAUGAAUAUAAGGAUAUCAGAAUAAAAUUUAUAAACUCUGAUUGUAAGUUUGUGUGUGGUUUAAGUUAAAGAUGAAAAAGAAAGAAAAACUACAAUAAAAUUAAAAGUGCGGUACGGUAUGAAGCAUUCAAUAUGAUUUUGGAGGAUGUAGUCGUAAAACGAACCAAAUAUGCAAAUAUGUCGUGAAACAUCUUAGAAGGCAGAGAAUAAUAAACAUAAGCCGAAAUAGACAGUAACCGUAAAUUAAGAAUAGAAAACAAAAUAUAAAUAAAGCAAACGAAUAAAAAAAGUCCUUUACCCACUACAAAGACACACAGUUUUCGAGUGAACAGUUUGAAUCUGCAUAAUUAAAGCAUUAAGUGCCACUUGAAAAAAUGAAAAACUUAAAUACAAUAAAAAUUUGUUUUUGAAACAACAAGGAAUACAAAUAAUCAUAAGCAACUUCUUUGUUUUUGUUCUGUAAAAUUCGGGACAUUGUUGUCAUCGCAGUAUGGCUACUAAGGAAACGACAACCAAUGCUCGUUUGCUUACGACUGGUUUAUCGCGUAUUCCUCUGGCUGGUACUACGCGCUGUCCGGUCUCAGUUUCUGCGUCAGUCAAGACGUCGCAGAUCUUACGACCAUCUGUAUCGUUGGUUAAAUCCCGGCCACCUACCUAUUCGACUUUAAGAUCUUCUUCGCAACCAUCAAGUUUGGGAGUUCGAAAAUGCUCAUCCGGUGAUCGUAUCAGUAACGUUAAUAUAAUGGGAAGGAAGACGACUACUGUGUUAAAAAAGUUUCUUUCGAAACCGGAAAAAAUUUCUACACAAAUACCAAAAGCACCUGGGAAACGUUUAUUUAACUCUAAACAAACCAACGAUCAAGUACCUAACACCUUAACAAGGUCCGAUACUUUUACAUGCAGUAAUACUAAGCUCGAUAUUUUUAGUGCAGCAAAGGCUGAUAUUUUGGUACAAUCAACCCCAUUACCAGUCACAGGUAAGGUAGCAAAAAAAUCGCAGCAGUUAUGCGAGAAUACCCGUUCAUUAGACACAACCACUGUGAUUACUAAGAGCGAGGAGGGUUUGUCUACUAUGCAAAGUCUAGAUUUUACCUAUGUAACCAAUAGAGUUUCAAACAUAGCAGAAAAUCAAAAUUUAGAAAACCAACGGCAAUUACAUAAUGAAUGUGGCUAUAAAGCCGACGCAGAAUCAACUCAAAGCAAUGUAAUAGACGAGCAACCGGUGGAUAUGAAAGCGGAUAAUGUUAAUAUUACUCAUAUUAUUAACAGCACUCAGAUUAUGGAUCGGACUCUAUGUUUCAUUUCGCCUAAAGAGAACAAGUCUAAUCGCGGGGAUCUUACGCAGAUUCUAAAGAGUCCAUUCUAUUCAGAUGCUAAUGUUAAGAAAAUGGAGUCAAAUGAACUGAUAUCGCCUGCAACAAAUGCUACAUUCUCAAAUCCUGGUUCCACCGAAAAUGUGAUGUUAGAAGAUGUUUCGGUACCACCGGGAUUUGAAGAAGAUACUUUGGUGGAGAUGGUUUCAGACGGUGAUGCCGAUGUUACGUUAAUUCCUACAGCGUCUGAAAAAGCAAACAUGAAACUCCCUUUGAACUCUACUAGAAAUACAGAACGACUGUUGGAUAUUUCACAAGUUUAUUCACCACCUAAACCUAUACAGUCAUUGAGUCGAGCAAAUAAUGAGUGUAUAGAGUCGCCGUAUUCUGCUCGACAAAACAAUAAUAGUAAAUUACUUUAUAUGAGUCAAGUUUCAGCAUCAGCUACCACAACGCCUGAUCGCAAUGGGAAAAAGUUUGGUCAAGUUGUCAGCAAAGAUUAUCAGUCAGGUCGUAUGCACCCCCCUUUGCUGCUUAAAGCUGCCCAAAGUGAUUUAGCUCUGCCUGUCUGUACGCCGGAUGAGGAUAUUGAUCAAGAACCCAUGGAUGUCGACAGCACAUUGAUAGCAAUUGGCCAUCGAACCGAAGAGUUUUUAGCUCAAAAUCAGGCAAAAGAGUCGGCCUCGUCAUUACAGGAUGUUAGCAAUACAAAUGAAAAGCCGAAAAGCCGCUUCUCGUUUGGUUUGGAUUUAACUGAGUCAACGCUUGAUUGUUCUAUUGAAUUGGUAGAUGUUUCAUUAUCGUCCACAGUGCUCUCGCAACCGGGCAACGCUAACUUGGGACCUCAUAACAAUUUAACUCACUCUAAUUCAUCGCAAUAUUUGCAUCAAGAUUCACAAAUGUUACGGAGGCAAAAUUCCUUUGACAUGGAUGAAAGUUUAGGAAUAUUGACACCCGAUCAAAUGAAAGAAUUUCUUGAUUCCUCUGCAGCUAAUACGAAUACGAAUAAUUUGGAUUUACCUAUGGUGUUCAAUUCAUGUCAUAACGCAAACAAGUUGGCCUUGCAUCAGAUGCGUAUUGAUCAAACUCCAUCGCCGGAAGAUUUACCAUUGGAUCCGGUUGAGGUGAAAACCGAUAUUGAUAUGAUAUUAAUACAACAACAGCGACUGCAGCAUCAGCAGCAAUUAAAUCGAGAUGCUUAUAAUUCAGGUCAACAGCAACAGCAACAAGAAACGCAAUCAAAUUCAAUUUGUACUGAAUCGAUAUCUCUACACACCGAUACAGAACCUUCGAAAACGGAUCCUAUGACCAAAUCCGGAGUAUCAAAAAUUUCAACCAGCUUUAUAACAAGCGUGACUAGUGUUACCAGCUUGGAUACUGGAUAUCAAGGCGACGGUGAAAUGUCUCGUCCUGCAUCUCGUGGAGCCUGCGAUCAUUCGCCUUCUAACGGACCUGUACGCAAAGGAGUUUCUCGUCAACCCAGUUUCAAUCAGCAGCAACUAGGACAUCUUCCACCUGUUAGACGUCAGGAUCCUAUGACCGAUUCAGAUUUCUUUACCGAAUCUGAUGCCGAUGAUAUUUUUAAUCGGGGAGACAGACGAGCUCAAGUAAUAGAUGGCCAACUGUAUGGACCUAUGCUGCAGCCGGCAACUUCAGUUUUUAUUUCAGAAGAUCCGCAGAUGGAAGAUUCAUGUAUGGAAUCGUCUGGGAUAUUUACUGAUGUAGAAAAUCGUUGUGACGAGGACUUGACGCAAAUGAGACGUCAGGAGCCUCAAAUUUCUGAUAAUUUGGAUCUGUCACCUGAUGCAGACGGCGAUGGUGGUGAUGACUCAACGGAAACAGUUCGAAGUAAUCGAGAAAACAUUAAGCGAUCUUGUCGUUUGUCACAGGAAAGCGAUCGUGCAACAACUAUUGUCUGUAGUGCUCACGCUACAUCAACUGGCCAUUGUCAAGGCCAUUUAAGUGGCGGCAGUCAAACAUCAUCGACAAUACAGAGCAGCAUGAGCACGGAUCGUCUUUCUGCAGCAACUCUCUCCAAUCGUACUUCGUAUUGUAGUGUGGAUGGUAGUGGUUGUAAUGUAGAUUUCAAGAGUUUCUCUUCACUCGACGAAGCUUUCAAUGCAGAAAACGAUAAUGAAAAUGAGGUAAACGUAAAACACUUGCAUACGAAAUUAAGCAAAAGCUCUACAACAUCCACAACUUCGUGGUGUGAGCAAACAAUGCAUAAAAACUUGCCGGCAGUGCAAAGAGUAACUUCGCCGCGUAAACAUGCUUCGUUAUCGUCGCUAUACACAGAAAACGGCGUGUCUGGUGCUAAACCGUCGUCGACAACAGCGACAACUAAAGCAAUAACAGCAACAACAAUAGAAAAUGCAAUAACACCGAUAUAUGUAAACGUAAAUUCGGUUGGACAAUCCGAAACGGGUUCGUUAAGAUCAGGAGCUUCUGGUGCGGGUUCGAAGAGCUCCUUAAAUGAAACUCAAAAUUCGGGCAAAAGCAAUAGUAACACGUUAUCGGGUAAACAACAUUCGCCGCGUACAAAAACCGUAACGAAAAGCGUUAAAAAUCGUGCACCUUACAUUAGUGCAAACAAUAACACCGGAAAAAUCAAUUCACCACCUGUGGUGCGUAAACAUCACUCAUCCAAUAAAUGGGAGGCCGUUAUGAAUCAAAUCGCGAAUAAUAAAGCUAUCAUGAAAACGAAUUACAGUAACGUGAAAUCGAAAGUGUCCACACGUCUUAAUAUGGGUGCUGAGGCGGGUUACACAUCACCAGCUCAAAGUUCACCCACCGUGCGUCGCUCACCCACCAGUUUAGGGAAUGUCAAUAGGCAUCUAAGUCCAAAUGCUAACCGUAAAGCAACAAAUAAAAUCAAUACAAAAGAUGUUAAUGUAAAAGUCAACAAAUUAGCCGAAGGCAACGAUAAUAAAACAAAAGUGCAGCAGCAACAAACAAAUAAACGCUUAUUCCAGGGCACUAUCAAUAAACGUGGCCGUUCGUAUAGCAAAGAUAGUCAAAAAAGCUCACAAAGUGAUUUAAGCUUAAAUAGUGCUGGUUCACCUAAGUUAUUAGCAAAAACUCCAUUGCGAGCUGCCAAAAAGCGUGAUGUGCGAAAUUUAAGUAUAUCACCAACAGAUUUGGGUCCGCCACCUAAGACUCAACAGACGGCAAAUGGUACUUCAACACGGCCUAAAUCUGCUGUUAUGACACUUACGCAAAAACGUUACGGUUCCAGUGGGCAAACAGCCGCUACACAGUCGAGCACUUCAACAACGAUCAGUUCACCAACAAGCGGUAAUAGCGUUGUCAGCGUUAAGAGUGCAACAGCAUCGAAUCAAAAGUUCAUGACAGCAAGUCCGGCAACGGGUAAACUGCCACUAAAAGAUCACAAUCGCAUUUUGAAUCAGACGAUCGCACAGCCAACAAACUCCACCACAUCGGUUAUAUCUACAACAAUAAAAAAUGCCAGUAAAAUAGAGCCAACAACAUCGGAAAUAAAGGAAAUCGGUAGCUCUUCGGCUGUUGUCAAUAAUUUUCUUCCCGAUAAAUCUGAUGAGAAUAAACGUGUUCGCUCGAGGACAUCCUCGCCUUUACCUAAUAAUAGUAAAUUUACUGCUACUAGUGAUAAGAAAAACAAACAACAGCAUCAUGUUCACGCAAGCAGUUCAUUUCGUACCUUGCCCUUACAUCGGCUGUCCGAAGAUGAGCUUACAUUAACGACAUACGAAAAAGAAGAAGCAGAAAAAGCGACACCAUCGUACAAUAAUUCUUUGAAAUAUCAGAGAUUAGAAACCCUUUUCAGGGAACAAAGUCAACAACAAAAUAGAAGCAUUGAGGCGCUGGCAGUGCUCUUGCAAUAUUUAGUGUAUGAUUUGGAUGCGUUUGCUUGCCCUACGGUUAAAGUGCAAAAUGUCACUGCGCAAGAAAAGCUGCGUAAAACUUUGAUAUUACUGGAGGAGACAAAAAGUGCCUGUUCUGAACUGCAAGAUCAGCUGUGCGAUAAAGAGGCCUACUAUGCGCAACGGGAAAAUGAGCUUCAUGCGCUUCACCGUUGCGAAUUGGAGAAAACCAGCCUUCAGCUCUCGGAAUUCCAGCUAUUGGCCAAACAACAGAUAUCGGAACUUGAAAAUCAGCUAAAUGCCAAAGAAACCGAAUAUAAACGUACCUUGGAUUGUUAUCGUCUCGAAAUGGAAAAUAAAUUAUCACAGAAGAAAGAACAACUGAAAGCAGCAGAAGAUCGUGAACGUUCAUUGCAUCAACGCCUUACAGCUGUGGAGCGAUCCGAGCAAGAGUUGCAUCAGCAAAUUACAAAUGUACAGACCACGUGUGCAGGCCGUAUACAAAUGGCCGCCGAGCGUGAGCAACAGGUAAAUGAACGCAUUAAAUUACUCUCCAAAGAGCUGGACCAACUGCGUGCUAUUAAAGAGAAUAAUGAACGCGAAUUAAAGGAUAAACUAAAUUUGUCGCAAGAUGAAUUGGCCGUGUUACGUACUUCACGUCGCAGCUUAAAUGAAAGCGCAGUCAAUAAUUCACCUAGAAAUAGUAGCUCAAUAGCUAAUAUGGAAAUUUCACGCUUGCAAAGUGAAGCGGAAAGCUUACGUUGUGUUCUAGAGCUCAAGCAAAAAGAGAUCUCUAAACUUACGAAACAAAAUGAAGAAUUGCUGCGCGAUGCCGAGGAGAGAUCAUCACUGCAGAAUAAAAUCUCUUUACUGGAGUCUAAGAACGAAAUGUUGCAAUCGGAACUGGAAAUCAAAUCAGAUAAAGAAAAGGAUUUUCUACGACAAAUGGAUGAGAUCCAGAAAGCCUUCAAUCAUGAAACUGUUAAGCGCACCCGUCUCUCUUACGAUAAUGAAGCCUUGCAAUGGCAAUUGAAGCAGCGUUCUGAACAAUUGCACAUCGUUGAAGCUAAACUGGCUGAAUUAUCGGCAAGUAAUGAAAUGAUGAACAGCAGUAGUUUGGGUUUGAUAAAUCGUUCGAUGUUAAAUGGAUCGUCUAUGACAAACAGCACUCAUGUGGAAGAUGUGUCACCGCCUUCAUCGCCAGUGGUCAAGGGGGUGAUCGAAAAAACCGAUUCAGUGUCUUGGGUUCUCGAAAUGGAUGAUGAAACCCCGGAGGUUGCCGCGUCCAAAUUGGUUAAAAGAGCUGGGUCAUUUCGUUCAGUUGAACGUAGUCCAUCUACGCGCCGGCAGUUGUCAGUAAGUGCUAACGCAGCCAUGUGCAACAGCAAUGCACUUAAUAACAGUAACAAUAGUAUGAUAGGGGCCGGUCCACAUCCUCUAUCCCAGUCCAUGUCAGCGACAUCGGUGAUUAGAGAACAUUCCAAAGAGGCGACAAAUGAAUUUAUCAAUCGCGCGCAAUCACGUAUACGUUCAAAAUCUGUAAGCGUCAAAGGUACCGAAACCGGACAAAAAUCAACGAAAAAAUUAAUCCGUCAACAUUCUGGAGGAAAUAAUCGGAAAAUUGAAUUGACUGCGAAUGUUUGGAAAGAAUCCUUAGUAACUAGUUCGCCUUAUACGGUGCGCCCACGUUCUUCGAAUUUCAAGAGGGAAUCUUCCAGCGAACAUGGAGAUCAAGAAAUUUUAUUUAGACGUAGCUCACCCAGUAGUAAACUUAUUACUUGUGAUACGUCCUCUCUGAAUUCUGGUGAACGUUUGGAAAUGAGAUCACUACCAUCUCAUCCUUCGGUGCAUGACUUGAAAGGUAAUAAAAAAUGCCAAGAAAUUCAAGAAUCUGCGGGCGAAGCCAUGGUUUCCGGUACAAAUUCUGAAGAUGAAAGCUGUUCAGCUUCUUCGGAUGAUAUGGCAAGUUCAGUAUCCACCUCAUCAGCUGCUGCUUCGGAUUCGACAUCGUCCUCUUCAUCGAACCAAAUAAAAAAUCCUCAUAUUUCAUUGGAAGAAGUGCUGCUAAUUAAGAAGAUUAAUAGCUUAUCAGCUACACCCAUGGAGGUCAGCUGGUCCGAAGAAGGAGAUACAUUCGCGAACAGCUCAACGCUAUGACACGAAACGCCCGAAAUGUAUGAAGUUAUUGAAGAUGAUGAAGAGGAUAGUUUUUGAAAAAAUAACAACAACAAUAACAAUGUAACAAUAAUAACCAAAUGAGAGUAAGAAGAGCAACAGAGCAUAAUAUGCAAAUGCUGUGAAAUGCGUGAAUAUGUCCCAUAAGUUUAUGUUAUAUCUAUUUCUCCAUUUCCAUGUGUGGAUUUGGUGGGUCUGUAAAAACGCAUUUUCUUAUUUUUUUCCUUUUUUUUGCUUUUUACUUCGCUUUCUCUUUACAUUUAUGAAAUUGUUUUCAAUCCCUAUGGGAUCGGUCGAUAGAGAUCAUUUCGGAUUGAUUACAUUGUGUGUUUUGAAAGAAGAAUGAUACGCGAGAGUGAGUGUUGCCUUCUAUCAUCUCUCCUUUAAGUACUGCGUCGUCCAUUGGAAGAGAAGAAUUAUUUUAGCAAUACAUGAAAUAUUUUUGUUUUUAUUUUAAUUUAUAUCCUUAUGAAUGCAUUAUAAAUUUUGUCCUGUACAUAUUUUACUUAUUUGUGAUUUGAAAUACAACAAAAGAAAGCGGUUACAAUUUAAAUAAAACAUAUUUCUUAUCAUUAACGUAACGUGCUAGCUACUGCUAUAGCUGCUAUAGAAAGCGCAGCAGUGAUCACCAAGACGGGCGAGAAUCUAUAAACUCCUCUUUUACUAAUCAUAAACUAUAUCGAAAUUCUUCGUCACGGGAGGGAUGAAAAAGCAAAGGACAAAUCUUAGAAUGAUAUGGAAGCAGUCGGUCAUCUUCGAAAGUGUUGUAUUUUAAUUUCACUAUAAACGGAAAACUUUCCUAAGAUUUCUUAGAUAUCGAAAAAUUCGAUUUCGCGUCAAUUAUGUCGUUGUCUGAUUCCAGCAGAACGCUUCCAGCAAGCUGUCGAGACAAGCUUUUGAACUUUUAAAAUGAAAGUACAAUUUUUUUACAUUCAUUUUCUUUGGCUUCUAACAAUCUACUAACUAACUUAUUCCAAUGACGUUUAAUAGUCUAAGCUUUGUAAGGCUUAGUCAAAUCAAUUUUUGUUUUAUAAUGUAUGGACACUUUAAAGGAUAAGAGGGGGUUUUUAUUGCUUUGCUCAGACUUCGAAGAAUGUUUUGUGAAAUCCCCGCAAAUAAUUUGACAAAAUGGAUUUCGAAUGAUUCAAAUUUUAUUCAGACUUACUUUAAAAUACUGUUCUUACUAAGUAUGCGUUCGUUACGACUGAAGUUGCGAACGGCAGCUCCUCUUGACUUCACUUUGUCGAACGUGAAAAUGAAUCGCAAUUUUCUAAUUCGUUCGUUCGGACAUCUGCGAGACAAGACUUUUUACUUUCGUAAUUUAUUAUAACGAUACAAGUCGACUAUCUUUGUAUGACGGCGAAAUACAUUUAAGUAUUGGAAAAAUCUUUCUUGGUUCAAAUAUAAUGUUUACACACCACAGAAAAGCGUCGUAGUGUGUUAAGUGUUGUAAGUAGAAACAAAAAAUUGUUAAUUUAUGCAAAACAGAGAAUUAAGUUUAAAUAAAUAAUAAAAAGUUGGCGAGACCCGACAAUGGGAAACUUUAGCAAAAAUAUGUCGUGUCUAUAUGUAAAUAUAAUAUAAUAAAAUAAAAUAUGAAAUUCAUCAGAAUUUAGAUUAAACGUUUCCAAUGAGAUUGCAUUAUUAUUUAGGGAACUGUAGAGAAAUGAAAGCCAAAACAGAAAGAACAAAAGCAAAACAAAAAUGAAAUGAAAACAUUUCUAUACAAGGAAGAAUCUAAUCUCUAAUAAAACUUAACUUUGAGUUUAGAUUGAAAAGCCUUUUUAUUACUAUUCUUAACAUGUUAGCUUUAAUUUUUUUUUUUCAUUUUUUUUUUAUUUAUAUACAAUUUCAAUGGAAA